Arvicola amphibius (Eurasian water vole) is the source of this 1624-nucleotide messenger RNA. RefSeq names its product mitochondrial E3 ubiquitin protein ligase 1 (gene Mul1). The transcript is spliced from 4 exons. Lineage: Eukaryota; Metazoa; Chordata; Mammalia; Rodentia; Cricetidae. Gene Ontology annotation, biological process: protein ubiquitination; organelle organization. Gene Ontology annotation, cellular component: mitochondrion. Bases 109 to 1167 code for a protein of 352 amino acids. The record is from RefSeq and is a predicted model, not a curated record. Gene Ontology annotation, molecular function: ubiquitin-protein transferase activity.
UAUUGUUCGUCAUCAACGGGCGCCGGGCCUACGCUUUCCGGGAAGGGUUUUCCGGCUGCGUAGGGGUCGCGGGUGGCUUCCAGGCGGCUGGCGCUGCUGGGCGUUGCCAUGGAGAGCGGAUCGCGGCCGUCGCUUGCCCAGUUCAUCCUGCUGGGCACCAGUUCCAUGGUCACCGCCGUGCUGUACUCCAUAUACCGGCAGAAGGCCCAGGUCGCCCAAGAGCUCAAGGGAGCUAAGAAGAUCCACUUGGGUGAAGAUCUGAAGGGCAUUCUUUCAGAAGCUCCGGGCAAGUGCGUGCCUUAUGCUGUCAUUGAAGGAGCUGUGCGGUCCGUUAAAGAAACACUCAACAGCCAGUUUGUGGAAAACUGUAAGGGAGUGAUCCAGCGGCUGACACUUCAGGAGCACAAGAUGGUGUGGAAUCGAACAACCCACCUUUGGAAUGACUAUUCUAAGAUCAUUCACCAAAGGACUAACACUGUGCCCUUUGACCUGGUGCCCCACGAGGAUGGGGUCGCUGUGGCUGUGCGAGUGCUGAAGCCCCUGGACUCGGUGGAUCUGGGGCUGGAGACUGUGUACGAGAAGUUCCAUCCCUCUGUGCAGUCCUUCACUGAUGCCAUCGGCCACUACAUCAGUGGAGAGCGGCCCAAAGGUAUCCAGGAGACAGAGGAGAUGCUGAAGGUGGGGGCCACCCUCACCGGGGUUGGCGAACUGGUUCUGGACAACAACUCUGUCCGCCUGCAGCCCCCCAAGCAAGGCAUGCAAUACUAUUUGAGCAGCCAGGACUUCGACAGCCUACUGCACAGGCAGGAGUCCAGUGUCCGGCUCUGGAAGGUUCUGGUUCUGGUGUUUGGCUUUGCCACCUGCGCCACCCUCUUCUUCAUCUUGCGGAGACAGUACCUGCAGCGGCAGGAGCGCCUGCGCCAGCAGCAACUCCAGGAGGAGUUCCGUGAACACGAGGCCCACCUGCUGAGCCAAGCGACUCCUGAGGACAGAGAGAGUCUGAAGAGCGCCUGCGUCGUGUGUCUGAGCAGCUUCAAGUCCUGUGUCUUCCUGGAGUGCGGGCACGUCUGUUCCUGCCGCCAGUGUUACCUCUCCUUGCCAGAGCCCAAGAGGUGCCCGAUCUGUCGUCGGGAGAUCAGCAGGGUGAUUCCCCUGUACAACAGCUAGGGGUGUAGCAGUCACACUGUGGGUGUCCCUCCCCUGAUCAGAGUUUAUCUUGAGGUCUUUGGUGGGGUGGCUGUACCCUAAGGUAUGAAGGAGGGGACACGGGCAGGCCUCACAUCUCCAGCAGCUGGGUGUUGCUUUUCAACAUGGACAGGUCCUUUUCCAGUUCCAAGCACCUGGUGAGGGCCAUAGUGAGGUCCCCUUCUUAGGAGCCAGAUCUGUGUGUGACUGAAUAAGACCAGCUCAUGUCCACGCAGCAAGGCCAGGGGUCUCGCCUUUUGCUCCCUGGGGUGCUGACUCCUUAGCUUUGGGAGGAAGGCUGAGCUCUGAGGGCCUUGCAGCCCAGACUCCUCCUCUUGCUUCUGUCCAUGGGAAGGAAUUUCUUAAACCUGUCAGGCAGGGCAGGCCACUAGUAAUGUUUGCACAUGUGGGGAGAAGGUGAGAGGCAGUGAGAGCAGCA